Messenger RNA from Brassica oleracea var. oleracea, 1477 nucleotides. RefSeq names its product receptor-like protein kinase BRI1-like 3. Lineage: Eukaryota; Viridiplantae; Streptophyta; Magnoliopsida; Brassicales; Brassicaceae. The coding region runs from base 47 to 1342 and encodes 431 amino acids. The record is from RefSeq and is a predicted model, not a curated record. Gene Ontology annotation, biological process: protein phosphorylation. Gene Ontology annotation, molecular function: ATP binding; protein kinase activity. The transcript has a single exon.
AACUAAUAUAAAAUGUAAAUUUAGAAAAUAAAUUUAUCUUUAAUCAAUGAGUCGUGCAUUGACCAGAGGAAAAAAAAAAACAAGUCGUCCCAAACUUAUCUCGCUGUUGAAUUAUCUGUCCUUCACCCCUCGCUAUCAAUGGCGGAUCAUCUCUUUCUCUCUCUCUCUCUUUCCUCGAUCAUCUCUCUCCGUUUCAUACUUCAUCUCAAACACCAUCUCCUCCCCCCCCUCCCCUCAACCACCGCCAAUGGAUUUCAGACUCUUAGCGAUCCUCGCCACCUCCGCAAGCUCCAUCUUCAUCCUACUGCUCCUCAUCUUCACCAUCUUCCUCUGCCGUCGCCGCCACGCCAUCCAAAACCACCCUCGCCGCGACCAAUCCCACCACCAAAGAAGCACUCCAAACUCAUCAACAGCUCUCAACCCCGCCGUGAGCAGCGAAAGCACGAGCUUCGAUCCAUCCAUCCGCGAGAUAUCCAUGUCGGAGCUCUCCUCAGCCACCAACAACUUCUCCACAGAUCUAAUCGUCGGCGAUGGAAGCUUCGGCCUGGUCUACCGCGCAAAGCUCUCAAACGGCCUCGUGGUAGCAGUCAAAAAACUCGACCGCGACGCCUUGCAAGGGCUCCGCGAGUUCACCGCCGAGAUGGAGACGCUAGGCAGCUUGCGUCACCCGAACAUAGUACAGAUCCUAGGAUACUGCAUCUCGGGACCGGACCGCGUCUUGAUCUACGAGUUCUUGGAGAAAGGGAGCCUUGACGAUUGGCUUCACGAGAAGACGGUCAACGCUUCUUACGCCCUACCGUGGGCCACACGUUUGAGCAUCGCCUACGGUGUGGCUAAAGGGCUGGCUUUCCUUCACGGUCUUCCCAAACCGAUCAUCCACAGAGACAUUAAGUCCAGCAACGUGUUGCUGGACUCCGACUUCGCGGCCCAUAUAGCUGACUUUGGGCUGGCGCGUAGCAUCGACGCGUCUAGGUCUCAUGUCUCGACGCAAGUGGCCGGGACCAUGGGGUACAUGCCUCCCGAGUAUUGGGAAGGGAACACGGCGGCGACGGUGAAGACUGAUGUGUAUAGUUUUGGGGUUUUGAUGCUGGAGAUGGCGACACAGAAGAGGCCUAACUGGCCUGUGGUUGUGGAUGGGAAGGAGGUUGGGUUGGCUCAGUGGGCUGUGAUGUUGGAAGGGAAGAAUAGGUAUAAUGAAAUGGUUGUGUCGAGUUUUGUUGGUGAGAAAGGUGUGGAUGAGUAUUUUGGGAUUGCGAGUCUUUGUAUAAAGGAGUCGAGUAAAGAACGGCCUACGAUGUAUCAAGUUGUGAAGUUAUUAGAAGAGGUUUUGGUGAGUGAGUGAUGUGGUUUAUUAGUUGAUAGGUAGAUUUUAGUAUGAUGGCUGGCAUUUGUUAUGUUGUUUAUAAAAGUGAAGUUUGAGCAAUGUAAUAAUUUGCAAAAAUAAAGAAAAAUAUUGUGACAUCUUAAUGUCAUUGUA